Molecule: messenger RNA, 1078 nt
Organism: Octopus sinensis (East Asian common octopus)
Lineage: Eukaryota; Metazoa; Mollusca; Cephalopoda; Octopoda; Octopodidae
Product: sodium-dependent dopamine transporter
Exons: 8
Coding region: 57-1058 (333 amino acids)
Biological process (GO): dopamine uptake involved in synaptic transmission; sodium ion transmembrane transport
Cellular component (GO): neuronal cell body membrane; presynaptic membrane; neuron projection
Molecular function (GO): dopamine:sodium symporter activity
Source: RefSeq, a predicted model, not a curated record
UCACCCAGGUUGUGUGGUUUACUGCCUUAUUCCCAUAUGUUGUCCUGUUCAUUCUUAUGAUUCGUGGGGCAACACUGCCGGGGGCCCUAGACGGCAUCAAAUAUUAUCUGACACCAGACUUCUCAAGACUUGCAUAUUCCGAGGUGUGGGUGGAUGCGGCCACACAAGUCUUCUUUUCCCUUGGCCCAGGAUUUGGUGUUUUAUUGGCAUUUGCAAGUUAUAAUGAUAUUCAUAAUAAUGUUUAUCGAGACGCCAUACUAACCAGUAUCGUUAACUGUAUGACGAGUUUUUUCUCUGGAUUUGUUAUCUUCAUGAUUUUGGGUUAUAUGUCACAACACUCAAAUCUACCCAUUUCAGAGGUGGCUACACAAGGACCUGGUUUAGUGUUCGUUGUAUAUCCAGAAGCCAUAGCUACCCUCCCAGGUGCAACAUUUUGGGCAUUGAUAUUCUUCCUCAUGUUGCUUACCCUAGGUCUAGACAGUUCGUUUGGUGGCUCAGAAGCCAUCCUGACAGCUUUAGCAGAUGAGUUUCCAUGGUUACGAAGACAUCGAGAAUUAUUCGUGGCGAUGUUGUUUACCGUAUACUUUGUAGUUGGAUUAGCUAGUUGUGCUCAGGGAGGAGCAUAUGUGGUUCACUUGAUGGAUAGAUAUGCCGCCGGUUAUUCUAUUUUAUUUGCUGUCUUUUUUGAAAGUAUAACAAUUUCUUAUUGUUACGGCGUGGACAAGUUCUCUGACGAUAUUGAAUCUAUGAUGGGAUUCCGCCCCGGUUUCUACUGGCGGGUCUGCUGGAAAUUCGUAGCACCUGUAUUCUUAAUGUUCAACAUAAUAUUCGGUUUGGUUGCUUACCAGCCCCUAAAGUACGACGACUAUGAGUACCCUUGGGCGGCUAAUCUGAUUGGUUGGUGCGUUGCUCUCUCCUCUAUCCUCUGUAUUCCAGGAUUCGCUAUAUUUGGUCUGGUCACCACACCCGGGACAGCUAAAGAGGUAAGACAAUAUUUGCAACCGCACAUCCAACUAACCACAAGCAAGCUACAGCUGGCCAUAAUAUUCUUUCUUUGAUUGUUACUGUUGUUUUUUUU